Paramuricea clavata is the source of this 2507-nucleotide messenger RNA. NCBI's taxonomy places the organism in Eukaryota, Metazoa, Cnidaria, Anthozoa, Malacalcyonacea, Plexauridae. The record is from the annotation of a GenBank genome assembly.
ACGCGAUAGCUUUGUCUUGUCGGUUUGUUGCCUCUCUUUUAUCAUCAUCAUCAACCUUCUUGUAUUCGCUGGCAAAACACUGGCUGAAAAAGCUACUCAGGUAAGACAAAACUCGUGUUUCUAGCCAGCUUUCCUUCGUACGAGGCUGAGCACCCAAUUGUAUUCUUAUUAGAAGCCAAAAAAUUAAUAUCUUUGCAUCCUUUUGUUGUUUAGAAGAUAUAGUUCGCUGUUUCAAUAUUGGGAAAGAGACUUAAACGGCAGUUUAUCCAACGAAAGAGUAAGGUAUUGUAGUAGAGUUUUUCGCUAAUACUGUAUCGAAGUAUUUAGGAGAAAAGACUUUCUUUGGACAAGGAAAAUUAUUAUGAAAUUGUGUGGAACACUGGAACAACGUAAUAUAACCUCAAUUCAUGCAUUACGUUGUUCGUAUAUUUUGAAUAUUUUCUUUAUAUUUCUCGUGAAAUAUGGUAUCAGAAUUCAUCGCUUUUUGUUUAAAAUUGUAGCACGAGUUCACUUGCGAGGAAUUCAUAUCUAUUCCGUGAUGUUUCACCUAUUUAAUACGACUUGUGUUAAUUUUUUGUUUGAUUAAUAUGUUUUGUGUGACGCAGUAUAUUUUCCCUACUUUAUCAUAAAAAAUGUAGAAAAUUUUAUAUAUCUUUAGUGAAAUAUUUAGCUUACAGACACAUGAUUCAGCUGGGUAAUAUUUCUGUAAAAAUUUAACUGUGGUAUUUGGCCGAAAUUGGCCCAUCUCCAAGCCAAAUAUAUUACAAAAUGGGGCUUUAGUGUGGGCCAUGGGGUAGAUAUGAGAAACCAUUAUUUCAUGGACAAUGAUAACCUUCAGCCUGAAAAUCUCUCUUUGAAAUUUAGAGCAAUUACACCCAUCAUCAGUGGAGUCGACUCACUCUAUUAGCCCCACUCACAAGAUACGACUAGUUGUAUACGAUUGUCAUUCUGGCGUAUGGAAGUUUACGACUUCUGACGCCACUAUUUCUGGUGAUCAGUUUACCACGAAAUUUGAAAUGUGUCAUCUUUACACAAAUUUUUUUGAGUACUUAUGCCACGACUAGUCAUAUUGUGUAGACGGGACCUCCAUAAUUCUUCCUUUGAAGAGCCCGUGUUCACAAUUUUAACAAUUACGAUACUGAUGAAGUACCUUGAUCAAAAUGGUGAACUUGAAUGUUUAGUAUGUGCCGUUGUCAGGCAAGAUAGUAACUCCAACACUCUUGCUGAGAACAGCUUUCCUCUAACACUACAGAUGUGGAGUCUGGUAGAAAUACCCUAAACUUCCUAAUAUAAGCCCUGGGCUUAUAGUUGUUUAUAAGUAUUUUUUGAUGGGCUUAUACAUGGGUGGGCUUAUACAUGGACAACAUUUGGUGUUAGUAAUAAUAUUUAUUGCAGCUGUAAACUACAGUAUACUGUGAACAAAAAGAAAUAUAAACAUACAGUGUAUUAUAUAUAGUCUAUACUUAAAGAUGUGGUACUAUCCGUAUGUAAACAAAGGCUUUGUUUACAUUUCGGUAUCCAAAAUAUUGAAUUUUAUUCGACAACUAUUUAUAUUUUCAUGAUUCUAGAGUAUAACAAAUUAUGAAGACACAACAAUCAAGCUUUGCAAGAACAUAAAAUGAAAUAAAAACCUAAAUAAACUGUUAGUAAAUAACAAGAGGGCUCCUUUGUGCACAUGCGCAGAUCGGACUGUACCGCAUAUUUAAAACAAGUUGGUUAAUUAACAUAUUGUGGUACUGUAAUGUAAUUAUUGUCACUCUUCUGAGCUGUUGGAAUCCCCAUCACUGCGUUAAUAAAUACCUGUAUAAUAAUAAGCCCAAGGGCUUAUACACAAGGCCAGGGCUUAUAUUCAGGUGGGCUUAUAUUCAGGUGGUCUUAUAUUCGGAGAAAUGCCAUUUCCGGUAUCAAAGUGGUUUUAAUUAAGUAUUUAAACCCUUUAACUGGCAAUGCGUCCGCCUUUAAGUGGCAAUGAUGUACCCUACUUUAUAGUUUAUUAUUUUACUCUGUCUAACACCAGAUGAUUUUACUCAUCAAGCUGCACCUCAAUAGGUUAAUCUAGUUAUUUUUAGGCCAAGAAUUAUCGACAUAAUUUACAUGAUUUGGAUGAUAGGCUCCUAUCCAUUUUUUGUUUCCAUCCUUUAGUGUCUUUUAUGACUACAAUACCUGUAUCCCUGGUUAUGCAUGGUUCAAUUCUUCCUAUAACCAUCCCCCCCGGCCACCGCCAGGAAUUUGCAGAUUUUUUAUUUCAAAAGUGUAAAUUCCCCACCCCCGGGCAAAUAAAAAAGACAAUUCCCCACCCCGGGGACAAUAUUGGCUAUUGCGUUCGGUUUAUUUUCAUGAUCAGUAUACUAAAUAGUGAGCUUAUAGGAAAGUGAAGUUUUGACAAAAGGAUAUCGCCCAAAAGUUAGCUGAUGAAUACUAAACUUUGGUGGUGUUUUUCGUUAUAACUUUUGUAUAGGAAAGUAAUAGAAUUAAAGAACCUCUGGUUUCUUCGUCAGAAAAAUUAA